AUGUGGCGCCCAAAUCUCAAUUUCGUCAAGUUGCAUUAUAUAUACAUUAUUUGCAUGGGUCUUUCUAGUUUCCUUUUUAUAUAUCCCAACGGCAAGCUCAGUGCUAUUGAUGCUUAUUUCCUGGGUGUCAGCGCCUCGACCGUUACCGGCUUGACUACUAUCGAUGUCCCUGUCCUCAGAACGUACCAGCAGUUGUACCUCUACUUUAUUCCCCUUGUUUGCAAUACUGUGGUUAUCAACAUCCUCGUCGUCAUCGCCCGUCUAAUCUGGUUCCGGAAAUACCUUAAGAAGGCCGCUCCUACUCUGUUGAGCCGACGCAGAACCGUGGAUCCAAAUCCCAAGGAAGACCCUGAAAUUGGUACCGAGCCUCCCGCUUCGGAGCAGCCUGAUCACCGACCUAGCAUUGCGCGUGCUGUCACAGAUCGUGUUCCCAGAAACACUACAGAAAAGGAUGUACUUCCCCAGAUUGAGGCCCGUAGUCAAACACUCCCAGCCCCUGAUCAACAUUCGCAACGUUCUGUGGACGAUGAUGCACCUACCGUUAAGGACGAUAAGGUGGCCGAACAUGAGGUGAACCAACAUGGGACGAAAAUUACGUUUGACCCUUCAGCAGACCAUCACCCUCGGCACGAACACCAGGACUCUACUCUUUACAUCCCCGGACCCCGAGCUCGUGAUCAGGGACUGCCUUUUGUUGAGCUGAACAGCGGUCGCCCCUUCAGCAGAGAUACUCGAGACGAUGACAUUAUCGAGCCUAUUUCUCGCACCUAUUCUAACUCCAUAAGAACUCUUCGCCGUCGCCGCAGUGCUGGUCUUAACCUGUCUCAAGUUCGUUCGGUAGAACGUGUCGCUACCGUUGCUUCUUCGCUGUUUGUUAUCGGCAAUACUGCUCAAGGCCCUAAGGAGCGUCCAUUGGCAAGAGCGCCGACACUUGCUGUGGGAGAUUUUCCGAACCUGUCGCGCGAGGUGACAAUUGGGCGAAACUCCAUCUUCCACAACUUAUCAUCGGAGGACCGAGAUGAGCUUGGCGGUAUUGAGUACAAAAGUUUAAAGUUACUGCUCAAGAUCAUUGUUGGGUACUAUGCUUUCCUCCAAUUUCUGGGUGCUGUCUGCCUGAUAGGAUGGGUCAACCACGCUCCCAGCAAGUAUGUUGACUAUAUCGCUGAAUGUGGUCAGAACCGUUUCUGGUGGGCCAUCUUCUCCGCUCAGACUAUGGUCGCCAACUUGGGUUUCACCCUGACCCCUGAUUCCAUGAUCUCCUUCAACGACGCCCCGGCUCCGCUGCUUAUCAUGAGUGCCCUCGCGCUUGCUGGACAUACAUUCUACCCUAUUCUACUACGCUUUAUCAUCUGGUCCGCAUCAAAAGCCUUUCCGAAACAGUCUUCACUACAAGAGCCGUUACAUUUUCUCCUCAACCAUCCGCGUCGAUGCUAUACCUUGCUGUUCCCUAGCGGACCGACCUGGGCAUUGUUUGCCAUUCUCACCCUCCUCAACGUUGCCGAUGUCUUGUUUAUCAUUCUUCUGGAUUUAGACAACCCAACUGUCACAGUUCUCCCGGGAUGGCAGAGAUUUUGCGCCGCUGUGUUCCAGGCCGUCAGUUCACGACACACCGGCACUGCCACUUUCAACCUGGCCAAUGUCAACCCAGCAGUUCAAUUGGCUUUAUUGGUUAUGAUGUACGUUUCCGUAUAUCCCAUCUCUAUUGUGGUUCGAUCUUCAAACACCUACGAAGAACGCUCCCUUGGAAUAUACGAGGAUGAGCAGCAACUGGAUGAGGAAGAUGGCGGUUCGUAUUUUGUGACACACUUACGGAAUCAGCUCAGUUUUGAUCUAUGGUAUAUCUGCCUUGGACUUUUCUGCAUUACUAUAGCAGAACACAAGAAGAUCAUGGAUGGAAACGACUUGGCAUUCGCAAUGUGGCCCAUCUUGUUCGAGGGUGUGUCGGCAUAUUGUAAUGUCGGCUUGAGUUUAGGAUACCCGACGAUCAGUGCGUCUUUUUGCACUGAAUUCACGACAUUCAGCAAACUCGUCAUUUGCGCCAUGAUGAUUCGUGGGCGUCAUCGUGGUCUCCCAUACGCUUUGGACCGAGCCAUUGUUCUGCCGACCGAAAAAAAUUAG
Molecule: messenger RNA, 2118 nt
Organism: Fusarium poae
Lineage: Eukaryota; Fungi; Ascomycota; Sordariomycetes; Hypocreales; Nectriaceae
Exons: 11
Coding region: 1-2118 (705 amino acids)
Biological process (GO): intracellular potassium ion homeostasis; potassium ion import across plasma membrane
Cellular component (GO): plasma membrane
Molecular function (GO): high-affinity potassium ion transmembrane transporter activity
Source: RefSeq, a predicted model, not a curated record